AUGAAGUCACUUAUAUCUCAGAGCGUUUGGAGAACCGUUGCCUUGGCACUGACUACGGCACUGGUUUCUCUGGGUCAGGGCUCUGAAUAUGAGUACCUCAGCUGGAAAUCGGAUCUGUAUAAUACCGGUCGCAUUUACGACAAGCCGCCGCAAUGCGUGGACAUUCCAGACGACCUGCGACUCUGCCAUGAUGUCGGAUACACUCAGAUGUUGUUGCCUAACCUACUGGAGCACGAGAGCAUGGCAGAGGUAAAGCAACAGGCGGGAAGCUGGGUACCGCUCGUUCAUAAGAACUGUCAUCCUGGCACCCAGGUGUUCUUGUGUUCGCUCUUCGCGCCGGUUUGCCUGGAGCGGCCCAUCUAUCCCUGCCGUUGGCUCUGCGAGAACGUCCGUGAUGGAUGCACACCGAUCAUGGAAGCGUUUGGCUUCCCCUGGCCAGAGAUGCUUACCUGUGAUAAAUUUCCACAGGAUGAUGUGUGUAUCAGCGCUCCUAAUGUAACAGAAGCAUCCAAACCGGCCGGUUACUCUCCAGUCUGCCCUCCCUGUGAUAAUGAAAUGAAAAUGGAUGCCAUUCUGGAGCACAUGUGUGCCAGUGAGUUCGCCAUCAAGACUAAGAUUAAGGAGGUGAAACGGGAGAACAUGGACCGCAAGGUGAUCCUGCAAAAGAGGAAGAAGGCCUUGAAGCUGGGAACGCUGAAGAAGAAAGACUUAAAGAAGCUGGUUCUCUAUCUGAAGAAUGGAGCAGACUGUCCUUGCUCACAACUUGACAAUCUGAGUAACACGUACCUUAUCAUGGGCCGCAAAGUGGACAAGCAAUAUCUUCUCACCGGCAUUCACAAAUGGGAUAAAUCAAGCAAAGAAUUCAAAAAGGCUAUGAAGAAGCUUAAGAGUCACAAGUGUCCCGUCUUUGAGAAUGUUUUUAAAUAA
This is a messenger RNA of Chanos chanos (milkfish), 927 nucleotides long. RefSeq names its product secreted frizzled-related protein 1a (gene sfrp1a). Lineage: Eukaryota; Metazoa; Chordata; Actinopteri; Gonorynchiformes; Chanidae. Bases 1 to 927 code for a protein of 308 amino acids. The record is from RefSeq and is a predicted model, not a curated record. Gene Ontology annotation, biological process: canonical Wnt signaling pathway; non-canonical Wnt signaling pathway. The transcript is spliced from 3 exons. Gene Ontology annotation, molecular function: Wnt-protein binding.